Molecule: messenger RNA, 647 nt
Organism: Daphnia pulicaria
Lineage: Eukaryota; Metazoa; Arthropoda; Branchiopoda; Diplostraca; Daphniidae
Exons: 7
Coding region: 1-513 (170 amino acids)
Source: RefSeq, a predicted model, not a curated record
AUGUGGAUAGUGGAAAUUUCAAGUACUAAAUUUGUUCUCCAUAUUCUGCAAUAUUCUGAAGACUUUGAUAUAUUUGUGUUGCUAUGCUUAAAAUGGUACAUCAAAGGUGUUAGCUAUACCAGGAAUGAAGAUGACUACAACCACUCGUUGACAGCCAUUAAACAUGUUUUCACCACUAAUUUUCAAAGCAGCAGUCCUUGUCAUCGCAUCUCCUCCAGAGACUCCUACGCUAUUUCCCCGGUGAAAGAUCAGAUGGCCACCGGGCUGUUGUGGAAAUGCAGACCGAGAGAGGAGUGCAACCAAUUAGAAUGUAAGAUCGGACCUACGCGAAUGGAGCAAGGUUAUCUGCCAGUAUUCGACCCAAGAGAAGAGGAAAAUUGCAUCGCCAAUGCCGUUCAAGUCAUCAAGAGAAGGAACACAGUGUGGAAUUAUAUGGAUAAAUAUUUGCCCGUUUUCUUCCCAAAACACUUGAUGAUUUCUCAUUUCUGUGGACAUAAAGACUGUCUGAAAUAAUGGAUUUUUGCAAAAGUUACAACUGGAAAGUAAUGUGAAUUAUACUGCAACUCCUUUCUAUAAAAGUGCAUCAAGAGACAGCAGUCACCAACAAUGAAUAUCGCUUGGAUCGGUCUACCAUGACCAUCUAGCUA